GGAGCAGAGGAGGGAAGGAAGGAGGAGGCAGAGAGGGAGGCAAGGAGGGAGAGCCUCCAGAGCCAGGGCCAGCAGCCCCCCCUGAGCUGAGGGGGCAGCCAGGUGGCCCUUUCCCUCCCUGCCUCUCUCCUCCUCCUCCUCCUCUGCCCAGGGAUGUGCCAUUGCCACUGCCAUGGCCAGGCGGCUUUUCGCAGCAGGAGGGGCCUGGCUCAGGAAGCCCUACUACUAUGGCCAGGUUCGCCUCUCUUAUAUGCGGAUGAAGUAUCUCUUCUUCUCUUGGCUAGGAGUAUUCAUUGGCAGCUGGAUUAUUUAUGUUCAGUACUCCUCUUACACAGAACUUUGCAGAGGACAGGACUGCAAGAAAAUAAUAUGUGAUAAGUAUAAGACUGGAGUUAUUGAUGGAUCCGCAUGUAGCAGCCUGUGUACAAGACAAACACUGUAUUUUGGAAAAUGCUUGUCAACCAAACCCAAUAAUCAGAUGUAUCUAGGAGCGUGGGGUAAUCUACAAGGUGUUAUAAAAUGCCAGAUGGAAGAAAUUGCUCACAUUGAUCUUAGAACUGAACUAGAACCAAGGAAGGAAACUAUUCUGUUUGAUAAACCAACUAGAGGAACUACUGUUCAGAAAUUCAAGGAGAUGGUCUAUGGCCUUUUUAAAGAAAAACUAGGUGAGCAAGGAAAUCUUCCCGAGCUGGUUAAUCUCAUCUUGUCCGUUGCUGAUGGGAACAAAGAUGGUCGAGUUUCUUUGCCAGAAGCGAAGUCAGCAUGGGCACUUCUUCAGCUGAAUGAAUUUCUGCUUAUGGUGAUUCUCCAGGAUAAAGAGCAUACACCCAAACUGUUGGGAUUUUGCGGGGAUCUGUAUGUGAUGGAGAAAGUCGAAUAUACCUCUCUCUUUGGAAUAAGCUUACCAUGGGUCAUAGAACUUUUUAUUCCCUCUGGUUUCAGAAGAAGCGUAGAUCAGUGGUUUACACCGUCAUGGCCUAGGAAGGCAAAAAUAGCCAUAGGGCUUCUAGAAUUUGUAGAAGACAUUUUCCAUGGACCAUAUGGGAAUUUUCUUAUGUGCGAUACGAGUGCCAAAAACUUGGGUUACAAUGAUAAAUAUGACUUAAAAAUGGUAGACAUGAGAAAAAUAGUGCCAGAAAAUAAUUUAAAAGACCUAAUUAAAGAUCGUCACUGUGAGUCUGAUCUGGAUUGUGUGUAUGGAUCGGACUGUAGAACUGUAUGUGACCAAAGCAAAAUGAAAUGUACUACAGACAUUAUUCAGCCAAACUUAGCCAAGGUGUGCCAGUUGCUUAAAGACUACUUGCUUCGUGGGGCUCCUCUGGAAAUACAUGAAGAGUUAGAAAAGCAACUGUACUCAUGCAUUGCCUUGAAAGUUUCAGCAAACCAGAUGGAAAUGGAGCAUUCCUUAAUACUCAACAACCUGAAAACUCUACUGUGGAAGAAAAUAUCUCAUACAAACGAUUCUUAGUUUCUUUGUCUCCCAAAACGCCGUUGCUGCUGUUGGAGUUGACCACUUUGUGUGAAAAGUAGCUUCAAGAUCUAAAAUAUUUUUAUUUAGCCUCCAUCUUUCGAACACUGCCAUCAGUGAUUUUUUUUUUCCAGUUGGAAAAUGAUGUUCUCUAAAUAUCUGCCUGGCAGAGACUACUGAAGUCUUAUGGCUGUAUAACACUCCCAUUUGGGAAAGAGUAUAGAUUGUGUUCUCCUCUUGCCCUUACACAAGUUAGGAUAGCUUGAGAAGGGCAUUUAGUAUCUGUGGGAACACAAUAAAUAUGAACAUAAUUUUCUGAGCCAAACUUGCACGUUCACAGAAAGCACUUGGUACACUCCCAGGACAUCAGUCCCAUUUUGGAAUGCAAGUGAGAGUUCGCGUUGGAGUACUUCAUUAUUUCAACAAAACUUUGCACAUGGAAAACCUAGUAUUUCAAAUCAAGAGUUAUAGGUUAGCCUUUUCCCUGUUGUGUUAGCAGGGUGUGCUUCAAAACAGGGUGUCCGCUUGAAGAGGAAGAGUACGAAAACAUCCCACCUGCAUUCAGAAUUAAUGGUUUGAAGAGGCCUAGUCUUUAAACACUGCUGUGCAAAGUUUCUCUUGUCUUCUUCCCCACACUUUCUUCUUUCUCUUGUCUCACCACUCCUCAUCAAAUAAGAAAAUAAGAUUGUGGUGUUUUAAAAAAUUUAUGUGAGGUUUGUUUUUUAAAUUGAAAGGAAUUUACAAAAAAUAAAAUUCUGAACACCCAUCAGUACUAGAAACUAGCAUGGUAAAAUCCAAGCUACUGUUUGUAAAUUAAAUGAAUAUUUGGGGGGGGGGAUUGUUUACUAACCCUAGCAUGGCAAAAUUUGCACAUUUAUUUUUAAGAAAGAAAAUCAGUGUGACAAUUCAGUAUGUUUUAAACUGGAAGGUUUUGGAACUACAACUUUUUGUUACAUUUUUACAUUUGUAUACACAUUUACCUCAUGCGUACACUGAAUGUUACUUAGUUUGCUGAAAAUUCCUAGUUCAAAGUAGAUAUUGUACCAUGCUAGCAGUGAAGGAGUUCAGUGAAGCAUGUUGCACUAACAUACAGUAGUAGCAAUAUUUAAAGACACAGAAGUAAAUGGAACAACUGCAUUCAUUUAGGUCUUAAUAUAAGCAAAUUUAAAACCAAAAGGCGAAGAAUUGGAUGGGGUGCUUAAGCUGAUGUUUGUACAUGGGCUGAGAUUCAUUAACUUUGAUGCAACUGUUAAUCCAGUUGCAGUUGCUGCUUGACCACAAAAUAUUUAAAACCAUAGAGCGCAAUCUGGCCAAAGUUAAGUACACCCAGUAGCCCAGUUCUAUGCAUGUUUAUUCUGUUGGACUAUGACUCUGGAGACCAGGGUUCAAGUCCCAGCUCAGCCAUGAAAACCCACUGGGUGACCUUGGGCAAGUCACAUGCUCUCAGCCUCAAGGGAAAGCAGUUGCAAACUACCUCUGAACAAAUCUUGUCAAGAAAACCACAUGAUAGGCUCACCAUUACACUUAAACAACUUGAAGGCACACAAGAACAAAUUUUCAGUAUCUCCUAGGUUGGUGUAGAAAUUCAGGCUCCAUUUUGAAUGAGGAUUUAAUUAUUGACAUUAAAGGGAAAAUAUGCGUAAUAUUAGCUGGAGCUUGUCCAGCUGUAUCCAUAAGCAAUUAAGCCAGCACUGUUGUAUCCAAGCCCAUUCAUUCAGGAGUCAAAGCAGCUCACUGUUCUGGCCUUCUAGAUCAUGUCAGUUGAUCAUGCAUCAACUUGAAAAAUUAGUUAUUUUCAAAGCUUAGCAGUAACCUGUCAUAGGAACAGUGUUGGCUGGCAUCUUGUACUGCAGUUAGAUUUGUAACCUAGUUACAGAUCCAUUACCUGCUCCACAUACUACCUAUUCAUGAUUGUGGAACUAUUGCCACAAUUGUAAAUGCUUCCAAAUCUCAUUUUCAGCUCCAUGGAGUCAUGCUGAACAGAGGUCUGUUCUGUUCUGUUGAUCAAGGUCAGCAGAAUGACAUUUCCAGCUUUUUCCCACCAGGACACAUGGCUGUGACAAUCAGCAGGACCUUGUUGCAAUUCCACCUUGCACUGCAUAUCAUUGCAGGAAGGGGGCUGCAGACACCUUGUGCCUUGAUCACCAGACCAGAUCGCCAUCAUUUGGAGCAGCUCUAGUAGAUUGGGGGAAUGGGGUCAGAUGAUGAUAGUUCGUUCUGCAUUCAUGAUGCAGAAUAUUUCCUAUGUUACUUUUGGAGACAAUUGCUAUAGUGUGCGGCGGCCCUAAAUUGAACCUACAACUUUUUUUCUUUUUUUGUGCAGAAUUUGUUCAGAGGGGUUUUUGCCUUCAUCUGAGGCUGAGAGUGUGUAACCUGCCCAAGGUCACCCAGAGGGUUAUCAUGGCCUUCCCGAGUCCAACAUUCGAAUCAGUCCACCAUGCUGGCUUUCAAGAGACUAAAAUGGUUCCUUUAAAAUUAGCACUAGGUAGAGGUGUUACUUUUUUUGUGUGUAACACAGGCCCAUUACUUGGUUUUUUGGGUGGGGAGUUGGGAGUUCUCCGAAGUUUAAGUCAGUUUUUUUAACCAUUUAAAUAUGGAUUUUUUUACAGCAGUGAAAAUUUAACAAAAGAAUUGAGUGAUGUAAUGCAGCGAGUUGAUUCUUUUACAAAGUAGUCUACUUGUAGGACUAUGUGGCAAGCUGGCUUUCAAAGCAAGAUUUGCCUUACGCUAGCAAGGCCUCGCUUUGUUCACAGAGGAGGAAAGUGAAGCAAGACAGUGGUAAGGUAUGUGUCUAAGAGCACUUUAAAGGACAAAAAUCUGUGGUAAUGUUCAGUAUAUAUUUCCUGUAUUUCCCAAGCAUAGCAGUAGUCUCCAGUUCUGCAAACGGCAACUGAUCACAAAUGGGUUGUCUUUACUGCAAGUUCAAUGCAGACCACUUUGUCUGCCCCAGUGAGCAUUUGUCAUUGCGUGGGAGUGCUUAUGUGAAACAUUGGUGCACAUUAUGAGUGACAGUAACUCACUUUCUCCAUCCUUCACCUGUACUUCACAAGAAAAAAGAUGAGGAAUAAGUCUUUUCUGUUUGCCUUGAUCUGGGUUUUUUAAAAUCCUGCUUCUUUGUAUAAAAAAGCCCUUUUUUCAGAUACAGUGGGCCCUUGAACAUGCACUUACAAAGCAAAAUUACCUUUGUUCCCUGUACCAUGUGUGAAGCAUAAAUAAUUUGCUCUAGGGUUUUUGCGCAUUUUUGCCUUGUGUAAAUAUUUUUACUAACAAUAUUCUUGCACAAUGUCUGCUUUGUUUUUAAAUUGACAGAUGCUCUUUUAUGAGACAGUAUUUAAUACUUUCAGUCACUAAACAGUCCUUGCUAGGCAUACCUAUGCCAGGUAAACCUGAAUGUCAGCAUCAUUACGGUCAUUGCUCCGUUGGGGGAAUAAUAUUGAGCCAAAUAUUUCUAGAUAUUUGAAAUAAUUUUGGAAUAACCUGUUCAGUGCAGUUUGUACUGUAUUUUAUUUUGAUUGCUGUUACACCAUCUUCAGGAGUUUUCAUUUUGAAUAUGAAUUGUUUACAAUAAAUUGGAACUAUUUCCCCUU
This is a messenger RNA of Sceloporus undulatus (fence lizard), 5055 nucleotides long. It is a transcript of the gene DIPK1A, whose product is annotated as divergent protein kinase domain 1A. The coding region runs from base 173 to 1468 and encodes 431 amino acids. The record is from RefSeq and is a predicted model, not a curated record. Lineage: Eukaryota; Metazoa; Chordata; Lepidosauria; Squamata; Phrynosomatidae. The transcript has 5 exons.